Molecule: messenger RNA, 2601 nt
Organism: Leptopilina heterotoma
Lineage: Eukaryota; Metazoa; Arthropoda; Insecta; Hymenoptera; Figitidae
Product: excitatory amino acid transporter-like
Exons: 9
Coding region: 496-2106 (536 amino acids)
Biological process (GO): L-glutamate transmembrane transport
Cellular component (GO): plasma membrane
Molecular function (GO): neutral L-amino acid transmembrane transporter activity; glutamate:sodium symporter activity; L-glutamate transmembrane transporter activity
Source: RefSeq, a predicted model, not a curated record
CUUCCUGUAAGACCCUCUCCUCCGUCCCUCUCCUCCCUCUCGUGAACGAAUCAGCUUCCUGGAUGGGGCUACAUUAUCUGCCUGAUUCUAGAACGCAACGAGGCGAUACCAACACGAGCCUACGGAGAUUAGAUCGUACGACAGUCACUUUCAGUUCUAGAAGUCUUAUCAAUCGCGAAAUUAGUUUCCUUUUUUUCCCUCCUUUUUUCAACAAUAAUUAUCAUCAUCAAGACAAUUAAUAUUCAAGUCAAAUAUUUCCCUAAAUAAUAUUUUUAAAAAAUUCAAUACAAGUGCAAAGUGAUUAGAAAUUUUAAAAUUCUUCGCAAGAAGAAGAAGAAGAAUUCCGGAUAAAGUGGAUUCCAAAUUUGGAAAUCGAGAUAGAUUGGACAUGAGACACAGAGCGAUACUUCCGGGGGAUUCCCUGUUCCAGUUAUUUCAAGGACGACUCACAAAGUAUUCCUGAAAGUCUUUUUUCCAGGAGAUCACUGAAGCAAAAUGUCACUGGGUCAACGAAUUUCCGGGGCUGUCGCUGUUCUUCGAGGUGCCCCUCUGGAGACGCAGCAAGGCUACACAUCAAAGGAUUUGGAAAAAAUGACUUCUGAAGAUGAGGAGGAGAACAAACCUCUUCCGUCCGAAUCUCUGCAAAGACUUCAAGUGGUGAUAAAAUGGAUAGGAGAGAAUUCGGUACUGGUGCUGACGAUUAUUGCCGUUUUAUUGGGUUUGAUUCUCGGAUUCCUAGGUCGAUUAGCAAAUUUCUCUUCCCAUUCAAUAAUGCUAAUCAGCUUCCCAGGAGAAAUUCUAAUGCGAGUGUUGAAAAUGUUCAUUCUACCCUUGAUUAUAUCUUCGCUCAUUACAGGAAUGGCUCAACUUGAUGCACGAAGUUCCGGAAGAAUAGGCUUUCGUGCCCUGACCUAUUACAUGGUGACAACAAUUCUAGCAGCAAUAGUGGGCAUUGCAAUGGUACUGAUAAUUCAUCCUGGAAAUCCGGAAAUCAAACCAAAAGUGGUCGACACACUCGGCGAGGAGGCAAAGAUAUCAACGAUUGAUGCAAUUCUCGAUAUAAUAAGAAACAUGGUACCGGAGAACCUGGUGCAAGCAUGCUUCCAACAGGUGCAGACAUCGUACGUGAAGAAAAAAAUCCUCAUUCUCGAGGGUAAAAAUCGUACCGACUACAUUUUGGAGCCAACAUUGGUCUACAAGGACGGCACCAAUGUCAUGGGAAUGAUUGUCUUUUGCAUUGUCUUUGGACUGCUCGCCGGACAAAUUGGACCCAAGGGGAAAAUAAUGAUCGACUUCUUUGCUGUUUUAAACGAUCUUGUUAUGAAACUGGUUGGCAUCAUUAUAUUGUGGUACUCGCCGUUCGGAAUAAUGUGCUUGAUAGCAGGAAAAAUCAUGUCCAUUCAAAAUCUAGCAAUGAUGGCACAAAUGCUUGGAUUAUACAUGAUCACUGUCAUCAUGGGUCUUUCAAUUCACGCCAUUAUCACGCUUCCAUUGAUUUUUUGGCUGGUGACGAAAAAGAAUCCGGCUGUUUUCUUUCGAGGUAUGAUGCAAGCCUGGAUCACGGCAAUGGGAACAGCUUCCAGUGCAGCAACACUGCCAAUUACCUUUCAGUGUUUGGAAGAAAAUAAUAAACUUGAUCCAAGAGUGAGUCGAUUUGUUGUUUCGGUCGGAGCGACAGUAAACAUGGACGGGACUGCUCUCUAUGAAGCCGUUGCCGCAAUUUUUAUUGCUCAAAUGAAUGGAAUUUCCCUCGGAAUCGGCGACGUAAUCACUGUCAGUUUUACUGCCACAUUAGCAAGCAUAGGAGCUGCAAGUAUUCCCAGCGCUGCUCUAAUUACUAUGCUUCUGGUACUAACUGCCCUUGGACUCCCAACAAGCGAUGUCUCUUUACUUUUCACCGUAGAUUGGCUAUUGGAUCGACUGAGAACAUCAAUUAACGUCCUUGGCGAUGGUUUUGGAGCUGGAAUUGUCUAUCAUCUCAGUAAAGACGAAAUCGAAGAAAUGGACGCGGAAAAAAAAUUAGAAGGCAUGGAAACAGGAAUUUCUCCCUUUGAAAUCGAAUGUCAAGAAUCUGACCCUGUCUCUACAUCUGAAACAAAAAUUUAAACAGAAACCGAUCCUUAUUAUCAAAGAAAGAAACUCAAUUUCCACUUCAGCAAUAUUUUUCACCCUCAAAAAGAAAAAAAGAAUUUUAGAAAUAAUUAUCAAGAGCAUGAUAAGUACAAAGUAGAGAACGAGUGAUUUUAAAAAAUCUACUAAAGAUUAAUCGAAUUCUCGAAUAAAAAAAUAAAACUCUAAGAAAAAAAAUAUGUAAAACGAUCUAAUAUAAUUUAAGACUAAGUGUGUGCGAGUCCCCCUCCUAGACAAUGCGCCAAUUUAAAAGAAAGUUUACCACUGAAAAGUCUAUUUGAAAAAUGCAAACAAAAUAUAAACAAGUUUUUGAAAUUCGUUUCAAAUGAAAGCAAUUUUAAAAAUAGAUUUUCCAAGGCAAACUCUAGAAUAAUUAAUUUUUACAAUAUUUUGUUAAUGACAUCAUUCAAGUAUUUAUCAAUGACGUUUAUUAAAAUUGUACAUUAUGAAAGAAAUAAAAUGUGAAAACUC